Messenger RNA from Eremomyces bilateralis CBS 781.70, 1623 nucleotides. Its product is annotated as Mob1/phocein. Gene Ontology annotation, cellular component: nucleus; cytoplasm. The transcript is spliced from 4 exons. Lineage: Eukaryota; Fungi; Ascomycota; Dothideomycetes; Eremomycetales; Eremomycetaceae. Bases 182 to 1216 code for a protein of 344 amino acids. Gene Ontology annotation, biological process: signal transduction; positive regulation of protein phosphorylation; cell division. The record is from RefSeq and is a predicted model, not a curated record. Gene Ontology annotation, molecular function: protein kinase activator activity.
GAAAGAAGCCAGUCGAUUUGCAUGAAAUGAUAUGUCCCCAAUUCCGCCCUUGAUAUCCCGCUGUGCGCCCUUGAUUCUCCCCAUUCUCCCCCGAUCCCACUUGUUCUCACCCUUCGGACUUUCUCAUUCAAGCGAUAGCGGUGUGCCGGAGCAGCACAGGCCCGGGGGGUUACCUGCAUAAAUGGCGUCGUUCUUCUCAAGUGUCCGAGGGUUCGGGCGUGCCUCAAAUAAAAACGGCAACAACCCAGCGAGAGGGAACGGACAGCAAGCGCCUUCACCCACUGGUUACGCUCCAUCUCCUUCUCCCGCACCACCUUCCAUUCCUCCUGUUCCCGCAUCACCAGCACUCUCAGCGGGGAUGUCGGUUGAUACCACCCAACCGGAAUCGGCCCAGGGCCGCAAAACCCCGUUCUUCUUUCGAGAAGAGUAUUCCGCCAUCAUCGUCAAAGGCAACUUCAUGACGUUGGCUGCAAAGCCGCAGCUUGUCGAGGAAGGCGAAUGGUUCGCACAUCAAGUUGUGGAGCAAUAUCGGUUGCUUGAUAGCAUGAUCCAAGUGAUCAAAUGCCCCGAUGAGCGGACUGGAGAGGCAAUCUGCAAUGAGAAAUGCUGUCCCACCAUGUCUGCGGCAGGACAUACAUACACAUGGUUGGACAACCUUAAGCGGCCUAUCAAGAUUCCUGCCUGCCGUUAUAUCGAACUUGUCCAACGGUGGAUCAUCGGCAAGAUCAGCGAUCCGUCCUUGUUUCCCAUCGACACUGGCGCAGCCACGGGUGCCCUCGGAGGCAUCAACACCCCCGGUGCCAACACCCCCAUCGCCGCCGGCCCCACGAGCCUGAAUUCAUCCAUGUCCGCCCUCACCGGCCGGGACUGGCUUGGCCGAGCCAGCGGCUUCCCCGAGAAUUUCGAGAACGAUCUGAAGAGUAUGUACCGCCAAAUGAUGCGCUGCUACUCGCACCUCUACCACGGCCACUGGGUCGACCUCUGGCACCUGAGCGCCUGGAAGGAGCUCAACACGUGCUUCAUCCACUUCAUCAACGUGGGGAAGCUGUAUGGCCUGAUCGGCGACAAGGAGACAGAGCCGAUGCAGCCGUUGAUGGAGAUCUGGGUCUCCCGGGGAUUGUUGUCGGCCGCUCCGCAGAACGCGAACACGCCGCAAUCAUCGUCGCGCACCGAGACGCCGACUUCUUCGGUUCCGGGAACGGCCACCGCGGUUUGACGAUCCGGAACGGUUGAUGAACGGCCCCUAGGGCAUGCAUGAUGUUUACGAGGAGAAAACAGAGGACUCGGUGUGUGCAAAUAUCGAGGGUAACGGCAGCAGAUGAAGUUUCGGGGUUAUGGAGGGAGUGAGAAUCAGGCAGGCACCUUGCAGGAGUUACCUCACCGGCAUGUUUUCCUAAGCAUGAAAUGGCGUCACAUGUUGAAGGGAGAGAGAGUUGAUAGCGAUUCCAAAGUCCAAACAUGCCCAAACAUUACCAGACGGGUGCUGAGGGGCAGGUUGUCAUGAACGGCGCACUAGGUCGCGUUUCCCAAAGAAUUGAAUGCACCCCUCCAUGACAAUUGACAAUCCUCGUCACGUAACUUGGUGCUGUUGUGGCAAAGCUGGCGGCUGUUCCUUGAUCGUCU